This is a messenger RNA of Polychytrium aggregatum, 2935 nucleotides long. Its product is annotated as peptidase family M1-domain-containing protein. NCBI's taxonomy places the organism in Eukaryota, Fungi, Chytridiomycota, Chytridiomycetes, Polychytriales. The transcript is spliced from 5 exons. The record is from RefSeq and is a predicted model, not a curated record. The coding region runs from base 50 to 2794 and encodes 914 amino acids. Gene Ontology annotation, molecular function: peptide binding; metalloaminopeptidase activity; zinc ion binding. Gene Ontology annotation, cellular component: cytoplasm. Gene Ontology annotation, biological process: proteolysis; peptide catabolic process.
CAUCCACCACCUCCGUCUCUCGCACUGCCGAUUGUGGCCUGCCGCUUCCAUGACCAUCUCGGCCCCCCACCCCGAGGAGACUAGCGUCCGGCUGUCGCCCCAUGUUGUGCCUCGCCACUACACCUUGGACUUCCGGCCGGACCUGCGCAAGCUCAAGUUCAACGGCUCGGUCGAGAUCCAGGUGCAGGUGCUCGAGCCCGUGUCGGUGAUCCGCUUCCACGCCGUCGACCUGGACAUUUCCGACGUUCGUCUCGAUGGCAAGGCCGGCCCGCUCUGGCCAAAGACCGCCUACAUCAAUCCUCAGACCGAAACCGUCGAUCUGACCUUUGCCAGCCCCGUCGAGCCGCAGGACUACGUCCUCGCCGUUCGCUUCCGCGGCACUAUCAAGGACCGGGUGCCCCGCGGCUUCUACCGCAGCUCCUAUGUCGACGACAACGACGUCACCCACUAUCUGGGCGUCACCGACUUUGAGCCCAACUAUGCCCGGUGCGCCUUUCCGUGCUUUGACGAGCCUGCCCUGAAGGCCGUCUUCCAGAUUUCCAUCACCUCCAACCUGCCUGUGCUCUCCAACAUGCCCGUCCAGAGCGUCUCGCCUGCGGGCAAGCACCGUCUGCAACGCUUCUCGUUCGAGCCCACGCCGGUGCAGUCGACCUACCUGGUCGCCUGGGCCAUCGGCGAGAUGACCCGGCUCGAGUCCUUCACCAAGUCGGGUAUGCCCGUCGGCGUUUACACCCAGCCCGGAAACGAGGAAUAUGGCGGGUUCUCGCUCGACAUUGCCACCAAAUCGACCGACUACUUUGCCGAGCUGUUCGACUACCCGCUUCCGGUCCCCAAGAUGGACCACUUCCCUGUCCCGGAUUAUAUCUCCGAGGGAAUGGAAAACUGGGGCCUCGUCACCUACGAGGAUGAUCUGCUCAUGUGCGAUGUUGAGGCUUCGCCGGCCGAAGAGCUUCAGGAAAUCGCAAUGUUGAUCACCCAUGAGGUUGCGCACCAGUGGUUCGGCAACCUCGUCACCAUGAAGUGGUGGGAUGAUCUCUGGCUCAACGAAGGAUUUGCCGAGUACAUGCAGUACCGGUCCGCCGAUAAACUGUAUCCCGCCUGGGAUCUUCUGUCGCAGUUCUUCUACUACGAGCACAUGUCUGCCUUUGGUGUCGACGACACCCGAUUCACCCACCCCGUUGCCAUGCCCAUCUCGGACCCCAAGCUGCUGCCGACCGUCUUCGACACCGUCACCUACAACAAAGGCGCCUCCAUCAUCCGUAUGCUGGAGAAUUGGAUCGAGUCUGCCACCCGUGCUGAUGGUGCCCCGCAUGGCCAGUUCUGGCACGGUCUCCGCCACUACAUUCAAAAGUACGCUCUGUCCACCGCCUCGACUGCGGAUCUGUGGCAGUGCCUCGAUGACAGCGCCUCUGUUCUGGGCGAAAACGUCGUCAGCACCACCAUGGCCAGCUGGAUCUCCAAGCCAGGCUUUCCGGUCGUGACCGUGGCUUUCACAGAGGGCCAUGUCGAGCUCGGCCAGUUCCGCUUCACUCUGUGGAGACACGCCGCCGACGAGCCCUCUGACUGGAUCAUCCCGGUCGCAUACAGCGUCUACAGCCUCGACCACGACGGCAAGCCCGCGCUGGUGCAGGGCCCUACGACUGUGCUCCUGUCCGAGACCACCAAGGUGUCGAUCCCGCAGUCUGACAACACUCUGCUUGUAGUUAACCCCGACCGCGUGGGCUUCUACCGCACGCUCUUCGACUCUCCGGAGUACUACCAGAAGCUCGCCCGCUGGCUCAAGAGCCACCCCUCGGCUUUCUCGGCGGCGGACCGGGCCGGAGCACUCUCCGACGCCUGGGCACUUGCCCUCUCCAACCGGCUCGAUAUCGCCACCGCCAUGAGCGUCUCCGAGUUCCUCGCCAUCGACCGCGACCCCACCGUCUGGCGCACCGCCAUCGACGUUUUCGAGCGCAUCGACGUCAUCGUCGGCAGCCGCGACCCGGCCCUGCUGGCCCUCUGGAAGACCACUGUCCGCGACUGGAUCAAGCCUCUUGCUGCCGAGCUCGGCUGGCACGAGCGCGACGACAUAUCAUCGCACCAGGCGCACUUUGACUCGCUGCUGCGCUCGGCGAUCAUUGCCUAUGCCGUUUCGCUGGAGCUGCCGGCGAUCAUCGCCGAGGGCGUCAAGAUUUACAACGUCGUCGUCAACAACCGCAACGAGGAGGUCUCGGAGCACAUGGUUGAUCUGGUCUAUCAGGCAGCCAUCUGCCACGCCCCUGAUCCGCACGAGGUCUUUGAGACGCUGCUGCACCCCGACGACGAGAUGCCCGGCGACCCGACCGAGGCCCUCGGCUGUGUGCAGCUUCCCGAGCUCCAGACUCGCUUGAUCAAGCACAUUCGAUCGGGCAAGCUCCGGCCCCAGGACGUCGUCCCCGUCCUCGAGAAUCUGGCCCGCACCAACCCCAGCGGCACCCACCACGUCUGGGAGUUCCUCCACCGCAACCCGGAUCGUUACCUCAAGACCUCCCGCAACGUCGUCAAGGUUCUUGUCGAGGACUGUGUCGCCCGGCUUGAAGACCCAGAGCAAAUCUCUCAGGCAUUUGCCUCUGUUGGCGGAGAGGGCAAGUGGGACGUCUACCACGACGACGAGCCCGGAGCCACAACCGCCAUCCGCAGCGGCCUGGAGCGCCUCAACGCAGCCAAGUUGAGCCAUGCUGCCCUGAAGAGCUACUUUGCCGGAUCCCACAACUCCGCCAAGGCUUCCGUCCCCGCGGCCUCCCAGAGCCGUGUCAAAGCAGCGAUCGAGUGCUGAGGGCCUCCAGUCCAUUCGCCCACCCCGCCUCCACGGCCCCAGCUUGACAACAGCCAAUGCACUUGCAAACCCCUCCCCAUCACGCAAUCGAUUCCCAAUCCUUUCUUGUACCUGUGUGCCUUCUGCAAUCAAAAUACACAA